CAGAUGGUUAUGGCGGCAAAAGCCCCAUUUGCCCCCAACCACAGCUUAUCACUCAUCGCCAUUCUUUCAAUUCAUUUAUCCCAUUUUCUUUUUAUUAUAAAAUUAAAAUGUUUUUUUGGUGGCCGCAUCUAUAUAAUUAAAAUCAAGGAGGAACAAACAAGAAGGAGCAGAGGAUAUGUUAUUGGAGAUCAGGGAAGAAAGAGGAAAAUGAAAGGGAUAUUGUAUGAAGUUAACCUAAAAAACCCAGAAAGGGAAGAUCUUGGUUUGGUGAAUUGUGAGAAGAAGAAACGAGGUUGUUUGUUUCUUCUUAGGUUCAUGUGUUCUGGCUGUGUGUUGUUUUGGAGAAGGAAAGGGAGGGAGACUGGGAGAGGAGAGGGAAGGAAGGGAAGGAAGGGAAGGAAAAAGGGAAAGGGAAAGGGAAAAGGAAAAGGAAAGUGGGGGAAACUGAAGGGUGAAGGGAAGUGCGUUAAGGCUCCAUAGAUGACACGUGGCGAGAAUCCAGUGGUUUGGGAUUUCCUGGGAGGGUUCAACAGCAACAACAGCAACAACCCAAAACCCAACACCAACGUAUACAAAACCACAAUGUCAAUCUCUCUCUCCUCUGCCAUGUCAGAGUGUAACCCCGUCCUAUGACCCCGGCGAAUCCGUAUUUGUGUGCUUCUCUUUCUAUAAACUCUCUCUCUCUAUUUAUUCAUUUGUAUCCCACAUCUGUCUCUUUCAUUCUUCUUCUCUCUCUCAUCCCCAACUCUCCGAGCCCUAACUCUCGAACCUCCUUUUCCCCCUUUACUCUCUUCCCGCCUUCAAUCACAUACUAUCAUGCUCUGUUUUCCCUUUUGAUCCACAGCUUACCCCAUGUGUGCUUUCCUACUACUUUGUAUAGAUGGAGUGUUUGAUUCUGACUCAGGGUUAAGGUAUGAAGGAGGAUGAAUCAUCGGGCGGUAAAGUUAUUAGUAGGAAUUGGGUCAUGAAACGUAAAAGGAGAAAGCUUUCUUCUGCUACUGAUCUUCCUAGCAAAAGGGAAGACAGGUCACUUGCAAUAGAAUCUCCUAGAAGUAUUUCUUUGGCUAAAGGGAAGGUGAAGAGUGAGGCACAUCGCGAACAGUUCUCAUCCAAGAAGAAAGGAAAUGAUGGGUAUUUCUUUGAAUGCGUGGUCUGUGAUCUUGGUGGAAACUUGUUAUGCUGUGACAGCUGUCCAAGGACCUACCAUCUUCAGUGUCUUAAUCCACCCCUUAAGCGGAUCCCCAUGGGUAAGUGGCAUUGUCCAAGCUGCAAUCAGAAGAAUGAUUUACCAUUAGAUACCACAAGCUAUUUGGACACCAUAUCUAAGCGAGCAAGAACAAAAGUUGUCAGUGCAAAAUGUAAAAAUGGAAUCAAGUCUUCUGACACUGAGAAAGUGUCCAGGAUAUUUGGAAGCUCCAUUCUUGCUAAGAAGAGAUCCUCCAACAAGAGAAAGUCAAUCUUAGCUCAUAAAGUGAAGGCUUUUGGAAGAAAAUCAGCCACCUCCAAUAUAGACGUGUCUUGUAAUGCCAAGCCAAGUCAUCCAUUGGAUAGUAAUACCGUAACGAGCGUUUCUUCUCCUGUCAAUGUUAAUGAUGAAAAGGUAUGCAAGGCAUCCCGAUCAGACUCUCAAACAGAAGAAAAGUCAGUUCCUGUUGUUACGGAGGUUUCAUCUCAUUCAAAAGCUGAAAAAUUAGAGCCACGUGGUGAUGUUCCCGAUAAGAAUCUUGAUAUGCUUGAGAAUGAGCUUGGAAUUUCUUGUGAGGAUGCAUCCCCGAGUAAAAACCCUGUUCUUGCAGUUACUGCUGUAGGGAAGGAGACUAGAAAAAGGAAAAAGAAGAUCAAUAGUGAUGUUGGUCAAAAGAAGCCCAAGACUGGAAAGGCAACGUGUGUAACUGGCACUUCAAAAAAACUUGGAUGCAAAGUAGAUGCUUCCAGUCCUGGAAAUGGUAGAUCCGUACGGAAACAAAAGCAUGUUGGCCAUGAGAUACCUACUUCCUCUUCAAAGGAAGACGUUGGGACUAAGAAUUCAGAUCUGGAGGGAAAAGAUGAGAAACUUCCUGAUGAAGACAAAGAUAAGUUGGUCGAGCUUGAUAAAGUAGUAGGUCAUGUAGAUGGCACAUUGACAUGUGAAAAUGGAUUGGAUGGUGAGACUUUACAGGUUGAUCGAGUGUUAGGGUGUCGUGUUCAAGAUAACAGCAAGGAAUCUUCAUAUUUACUUGAGAUAGUGGUUAAUGACCGUCCUGAUGAUCUCCUAAAUCCAGAAGAAGCCAGAGAAAUAGGAGAUAGACCUGCAUUUGAUGAUGUUUUAGAUGUUGGAACAGAAAAUAUCAUCAAGGAUCAAGAGAAUGUAGGUCCAAGUGGUGAUAUGGAAGAAAGCUUGAAGAGUGAUACGAAGGUAGAUAAAAUACAGGUAUAUAGAAGAUCUGUGAACAAAGAAUCAAAAAAAGGUAAGGCCCUGGAUGUGUCGAGUAAGGGCAAUAUUGAUUGUUGUACAUCAACCUCGAAUAAUGAAAAUCGAGAUGAAUCUUCUCUAACGUUAGAAGAUCAGGGUAGAUCAAUGGAAAAUACGAUAUCAGAGGAGAAUGUUGGCGUGAGCUUGAGAAGUUCCAAUGGGAAUGAUGUUCUUAAAGUGUGCGAAAAGGUUGCUUCUUUUGAAACCAAUAAUAUAGCAGAAGGUGAUACAGAAGUAGGUAUCAGCAACAGCUUGGAGAAUAAAAUUAAAGAUUCAUUGGUACCUGAUACUGCAUGUAGGAAUGCUGAGACCACACAUUAUGAAUUUCUAGUGAAAUGGGUUGGUAAGUCUCAUAUCCAUAAUAGCUGGAUUUCCGAAUCUCAUCUGAAAGUUUUAGCGAAGAGAAAACUUGAAAAUUACAAGGCAAAGUAUGGGACUUCGGUCAUUAAUAUAUGUGAGGAUAGAUGGAAGCAGCCCCAGCGAGUGAUUGCUCUUCGUUCUUGCAAAGAUGGUGGUCAUGAAGCAUUUGUAAAAUGGUGUGGCCUUCCUUAUGAUGAAUGCACUUGGGAAAAAUUAGAAGAACCUGUUUUAAAAGAAUCUCCACAAUUGAUCCAAUUGUUCAAUGAUUUUGAGCAGAAAACAAUUGAAAAGGAUUCUUCGAAGGAAAAUUUACCUAAGAAAUAUGGUGAUUCACAGUUUGAGAUAACUACUCUUACUGAGCAACCUAAGGAACUCCAAGGGGGUUCAUUGUUUCCUCAUCAACUUGAAGCUCUCAACUGGUUGAGGAAAUGCUGGUACAAGUCAAAAAAUGUAAUCCUUGCUGAUGAGAUGGGACUUGGAAAAACAGUAUCAGCUUGUGCUUUUAUUUCAUCAUUAUAUUUUGAGUUCAAAGCUAGACUCCCUUGCUUAGUUUUGGUCCCACUGUCCACAAUGCCUAACUGGCUUUCUGAAUUUGCUUUAUGGGCCCCAAAUUUGAAUGUUGUGGAAUACCAUGGGGGUGCAAAGGCAAGAGCAGCUAUCCGGCAGUAUGAAUGGCAUGCUUGCAAUCCCAGUCAGCCGAAUAAGAAAACCGACUCCUUUAAAUUUAACGUUCUUUUGACUACUUAUGAAAUGGUUCUUGUUGAUUCUUCUUACCUUCGUGGGGUUCCCUGGGAAGUUCUUGUGGUAGAUGAGGGCCACCGUUUGAAGAAUUCUGGAAGUAAGCUUUUCAGCUUGCUUAAUACAUUUUCUUUCCAACAUCGUGUUCUGUUGACUGGGACACCUCUGCAAAACAACAUUGGUGAGAUGUAUAACUUACUUAACUUCUUACAGCCAUCUUCUUUUCCUUCUUUAUCUUCAUUUGAGGAGAAGUUUAAUGACCUUACAACUGCCGAAAAGGUGGAAGAACUGAAAAAACUUGUUUCUCCACAUAUGCUCCGAAGGCUUAAAAAAGAUGCCAUGCAAAAUAUUCCUCCCAAGACUGAAAGAAUGGUUCCAGUUGAGCUAUCAUCUAUACAAGCUGAAUAUUAUCGUGCGAUGCUGACAAAAAACUAUCAGCUACUUAGGAAUAUUGGGAAGGGUGUUGCACAACAGUCCAUGCUAAAUAUUGUGAUGCAAUUACGGAAGGUCUGCAAUCACCCAUAUCUUAUACCAGGCACAGAGCCCGAAUCUGGUUCUGUAGAGUUCCUUCAUGAAAUGCGGAUAAAAGCUUCAGCUAAGUUGACGUUGUUGCAUUCAAUGCUCAAGAUUUUACAUAAGGAGGGUCAUAGAGUUUUACUAUUUUCCCAGAUGACUAAGCUUCUUGAUAUCCUCGAAGAUUACUUGACCAUAGAAUUUGGGCCAAAGACAUAUGAGAGAGUUGAUGGCUCUGUUUCAGUGGCAGAUCGUCAAGCUGCAAUUACACGCUUUAACCAAGAUAAGAGUCGCUUUGUUUUCCUAUUAUCAACACGCUCGUGUGGCCUUGGUAUUAAUUUAGCAACUGCUGACACUGUUAUUAUUUAUGAUUCUGAUUUUAAUCCACAUGCUGAUAUCCAAGCUAUGAAUCGGGCGCAUCGAAUUGGUCAAUCAAAUAGACUUUUGGUAUACCGACUUGUAGUUCGUGCUAGUGUUGAAGAGCGCAUUUUGCAGCUUGCUAAGAAGAAAUUGAUGCUUGAUCAGCUUUUUGUCAAUAAGUCAGGAUCCCAAAAGGAAGUGGAAGAUAUUUUGAAAUGGGGUACAGAAGAAUUAUUUAGUGAUUCAACCAUCACUAGUGGGAAGGAUGCAGUUGAAAAUAGUAAUAGCAAGGAUGAGGCAGUGACAGAUAUAGAGCAUAAGCAUAAGAAGAGGACCGGUUCCCUGGGGGAUGUCUACAAGGAUAAAUGUACAGAUAGUGGCAUUAAGAUUGUUUGGGAUGAAAAUGCAAUUUUGAGAUUGCUAGACCGUUCAAAUCUUCAAUCUGAUGCAACUGAAACUGCUGAAGCUGAUACUGAGAAUGAUAUGCUUGGCUCCGUGAAGUCUGUCGACUGGAAUGAUGAACCAGCAGAAGAACAAGGGGGAGCUGAAUCACCCACUGGUGUAACUGAUGACAUUUGUGCGCAAAAUUCAGAAAGGAAAGAGGAUAAUGGGUUGACAGUUGCUGAGGAAAAUGAAUGGGACAGACUUUUGCGAAUCAGAUGGGAGAAGUAUCAGAGUGAGGAGGAAGCAGCUCUUGGCCGUGGGAAACGCCUCCGUAAAGCCGUUUCUUAUAGGGAAGCAUAUGCUCCCCAUCCUAGUGAAACUUUGAGUGAGCAGAGUGGGGGAGAAGAAGAAAAAGAACCGGAACCAGAACCAGAGAGGGAAUAUACACCAGCGGGACGAGCUUUAAAAGAAAAAUUUGCUAAGCUACGAGCUAGACAAAAAGAACGGCUUGCUAAAAGAAACGCAUUGGAAGAAUCCUUCUCUCGUGAGGGAGUGACUAUACAUGGGUCACUCCCUCAUCAGUGUCCUCACACCAAUGCAGUGGAUCAAGAUCAAGCAGCAGGAUCAUUGGAAACGAAUAAAGAGAGGACUUCAGUAUUUGUCUUGGAGGAUGACAAACUUAUUCAGUCAGCAGAUGCUCCAAAGAGCCGGAUCGAUUCAACCUUGAGGCUUGGAAGAAUUUCAAGGCAUAAAAUUAGCAAUAACUUAGAUCUUGCUGUGGGUCCAAUAGGCUAUUCAGCUGCUGAUAAUUUUCUACCAAGUCAACAUUUUGCGGGAUCUAGUCAUGCAAACUCAGUCCCGAUCAAUUUGUUGCCGGUUCUUGGACUUUGUGCCCCUAAUGCUAAUCAGCUUGAAACAUCACGUAAGAACUUGUCAAGAUCAAAUGGUAAGCAGAGUCGAACAGUAGCUGGACCUGACUUUCCAUUUAAAUUAUCUCCUUGCUCUGGAACUUUAAGUGGCACUGAUGUUGGUGGUGCUGAGGUUGUGCCAGACAAGGAAUUGCCAGCUUCGUCAGCAGAACGCUUGCACAGCCAUCUUUUGUUUGCUCAGGAAAAGAUGACGCCACCCAAUUUUCCCUUCGAUGAGAAAAUGUUGCCCAGAUAUCCAAUCCCAUCUAAGAACUUGCCAAGUGGACGACUUGACUUCUUAUCAAAUCUGUCCCUGGAUGGCAGAGUUGAAGCUGUUAAUGGUUGUCUUCCAACUAUACCUUUGCUGCCCAAUUUAAAACUUCCUUCCCUAGAUGUUAUGAGGGGCAAUCCACAAGAUGAGGAAGAGGCUCCCUCCUUGGGUUUGGGACGGAUGCUUCCCACAUUCUCGGCGUUUCCUGAAAAUCAUAGGAAAGUGCUUGAAAACAUAAUGAUGAGGACUGGAUCUGGAUCUGCCAACUACUUCAGAAGAAAACCAAAAGGAGAUGGUUGGUCAGAAGAUGAACUGGAUUUUCUCUGGAUUGGUGUUCGUAGGCAUGGAAAGGGAAACUGGGAUGCCAUGCUUAAAGAUCCUAGACUGAAAUUUUCAAGGUACAAAACUUCAGAAGAUUUAUCAUCCAGGUGGGAGGAGGAGCAACUAAAGAUUUUGGAUGGGUCAGCUUGUCAGAUGCCAAAAUCAGCUAAGCAAAGCAGGUUACAAAAAUCUUCUCCAUUUCCAAGUCUCCCUGAUGGGAUGAUGACGCGGGCUCUGCAUGGAAGUAGACUAGUUACAGUACCAAAGUUUCAUACCCAUCUGACAGAUAUUAAACUGGGUCUUGGUGAUCUCGUUCCUAACCUUCCUCGAUUUGAAGCAUCAGAUCGACUUGGUCUGCAAAAUGAGCAAUUUGCAUCUAUACCAACCUGGAACCAUGACAAAUAUCACACGUAUUUUCCUGGAGAAUCAUCGGCAGGAGCUUCUGAUAGAUCAGGGACUAAUUCAACCAUGCCUGUUGAUAACCCUUUUAUGUUCAAUUCUUUGGGAACUAGUCACUUAGGUUCAUUGGGUUUAAAUGGCUCUAGUAGCUUUGAUACACAGGGAAAGGAGAAUGACGAACCUGGUCUUGAUAACUACGGGAAGUUGCCUAAUCUUUUGGAUAGAUCUUUGAAACUAUUUCAUGAAUCACCUAGCAAUUUGGAAAAUGGUUCAGGACUGCUGCCUGAUCCCAGCAAGGGGCUCAGUGUAGCAAAUCCCAAAGAUGAAUUAACAGAUGGCAAUUCUUCAAAGGACAAACUACCUCAUUGGCUAAGGGAAGCUGUUAAUGUUACUUCAAAGCCUCCAGACCCUAACCUUCCCCCAACUGUGUCAGCAGUUGCACAAUCAGUUCGCUUGCUAUAUGGGGAAGACAAGUUUAUCACUAUUCCCCCAUUUGUGAACCCAGGUCCACCUCCCUCUUUACCGAAAGACCCAAGACGGAGUCUAAAGAAGAAACGAAAGCGGAAAUCCGUUAUUUUCAGGCACUCUUCAGCAGAUGUUGUAGGAAGCAGCAGCCAGCAGGAGGAGCUUGAAGGUGGCCCUGCCCAUGGAGAUGCCGCUGUUUCUUGCUCCAUCUCAUUGGUCUCACCACAUGCCAUCCAUCAUUCACAGCCACAGGAAAUGGCAGGAACUUCAACUUCAAGGCUUCCAGGUCUGGAAUCUGACCUCAGCAUACCUUCUCUGAACUUGAACAUGAAUCCCUCAUCCUCAUCUCUGCACACAAACCAGCAGAAGAAAACGACCAUGGGCUUAUCCCCAUCGCCAGAAGUUCUUCAGUUAGUUGCAUCUUGCGUUGCUCCUGGUUCACAUAUGUCAUCUAUAUCGGGGAAGUUGAACUCAAGUAUCCUUGAAAAGACAAUCCCACUAUCAACUUCCCAUGAUCAAGAGGAUAUAUUGAGUUCUAAAAGUUCGCCAGGAAAAGGUAAAAAACAGAGGUUAUCAUUCAGUUCAUUAGAUUUCUACAAUCAAGAUAAACCCAAAUCCCUCGAAAGCGAUGACUCGAGUAAGACCCAGUCAGACCCCUCACGGAGCAAAAGACCUGAUGGGGAAGAAAUAUCGUCUGAAGGGACUGUCUCGGAUCGUCAUGCAAGUGACCAAGAACUAUAGUUGUAAUAAAAACCUGUAACAGUAUAGUCAUUUUUUAGUGCUGAGCGAGGCUGUAUGUCAAUGUGCUUGAAUUUUUGUAGGCAUUCCCCAAUGAGUUAAAUGCAUUGGUAAAUGUAGGCUUAUUAUUAGCAUAUCUUGUGUAAAGCUUUUUUCCAAGAGAAAUGUCAAAUAUAGUUCUCUCUUUUGGUAUUCACUUCACGUUCCGUUUUCUGAUCCAUAUUUGAUUAUUGGUCACAAGCUUGAGGGAAGAUGUGUUAAAACAUAUUCAUACAUUCAGCUGAACCAAAAGCACUUGUACUUUGUGGAGUCUGUGUAAAUUCGUAGCCUUAGGCCAAGCAUUUAAAAGCUAUAAUGUAAAUCUCCAUUUGGAUUUUCCUUUUUA
Molecule: messenger RNA, 8294 nt
Organism: Benincasa hispida (wax gourd)
Lineage: Eukaryota; Viridiplantae; Streptophyta; Magnoliopsida; Cucurbitales; Cucurbitaceae
Source: RefSeq, a predicted model, not a curated record